AUGAUUUUGCGACGAAUCUUGACGUGUUUGCUGUUAUGUUUUGCUACAGUAUUGUUGGCACAGGAUGAGAAUGAUGUCACCGAUGAUGGUAAGUGUUUUGGCAUGGUUAAUAUAAGUUUUUUGGGGUUUAUUUGGCUAAAUCUUUGAGAGUUUUUAAAGCCUGAUGUUAUUUUUUGUUUUUAUAGUUUAGUAAUCGUAUAUUUUGUUACCUAAAAGCUUAAAAAUACUAUGAAUGAUCUUUUUUUAGAUGUUUAUUCAAAAUUCCAUGUUUUUAUAAGCACUUUUGGCCUAGUUUUACCUAAUUUUACAUAACCUAGGCUCUACUUUACUAUAUUUUAUAACUUAGCAUCAAAAUUACCUUAUUUUAGGCACCAUUGACCAAACAGGAGAUGAAGACGUAGUAACCAAUGCCAAUGAAAUAGAAUUUCAAUCACAAGACGAAGAAGAGGAAGAAGAGAACAAUGAAGUGUCAGAAGGGUCGGCUUCGGUUCCAACUGCUCCACGAGCUGUAGCUCCCCCAGCAUCAGAUCCGCCUAGAGACGACGAUGAUCAAUAUUCGCUAGGGGCUCCUGAAGCUGUUCCUAUACCUGGAGGACCGGUCGGACCACCUGUAUAUGCUCAAGGGAAGCAGGAAGUGGCACCUGCGGUAAGAAGUUUUGAUUUUUUAUGGUAUAAGUUACGGUAUGGUUAGGGUAGGUAUUAUAAGGUAAAGUAAAUUAAGGUCAGGUAUGUUAGGGUGGGGUAGGGUAGGGUAAGAUAGUAUAAAUUAGGCUAUGAUAUCUUUACCUAAAGUACUAUAACAUUAACUACAUUAGUACAAUACACGAUUUUAGAGACUAACGUAUGAAGAACAAGCCCAAGUAGAUCAAAUCCGAGCUCGUUUGAUCCAAAUUGCUCAUGAGCAUAUGCAACAAACUCUUCAAGGUCAAGUCAACGUUCUUCAACCUCCACCAACUCAAGGUCAAUGCUGCGAACCUAAGCCAAACAACGUCGGUCCUAAUAUAGUACGUCCACCAUCUGGUCCAGACUACAAUCGACAGUACCAAGAGUACUAUAAUCGCUAUCGCCAACAGUCGAACACGCCUAGGCCUAGUGUUAAGCGCUUGAGAAAGGUGUUUGACAUCCCUGGCUUGCCUGAACCCUUACAAGACUUUAUACCAGAACAAGAUGGACCACUAGAUCUACCUGAAUUCCCUAUAUUAACCAAGCUUGGCAUUCCAAUUGAGUUCCAAAAACUUAUCAUACCUCUCAUCGCUGCCAUUAUUGGCGCGGCUGGAGGGUUUGGCGGUGGUGUGUUAGCUACAAUUGGGGCUUAUUUUAAUAACAUUGAAGCGGCCUUUGGAGGCAAUCUAGGAGCAGCGUUUGCUUUUGGUGCUAAGAAUAGAAAUGACACUGAAGAUAUUAAUAUUGAGCUGCUGGAUGGAAACUUGGAGCUGCUGAAUGCGCUGAAUGAUACUGUUAAGGAGGAGAAUACAAAACGACCAAAGUUGAGGGCUUUGAGGAAGUUUAAGAAAAUGAACAAAAAUGCCAGAUUUCGAAACAAAAAUUGA
This is a messenger RNA of Bursaphelenchus okinawaensis, 1550 nucleotides long. Lineage: Eukaryota; Metazoa; Nematoda; Chromadorea; Rhabditida; Aphelenchoididae. The record is from the annotation of a GenBank genome assembly.